This is a messenger RNA of Xenopus laevis (African clawed frog), 2357 nucleotides long. RefSeq names its product SRSF protein kinase 1. The record is from RefSeq and is a predicted model, not a curated record. The transcript has 12 exons. Bases 249 to 1472 code for a protein of 407 amino acids. NCBI's taxonomy places the organism in Eukaryota, Metazoa, Chordata, Amphibia, Anura, Pipidae.
GCGCUGCCUCUAUCCCUGCAGUCUGCAGCCUCCCUCCCUCCUGCACUCACACAGCAGAGUCAGACACAUGAGAAGAAGCAACUCUCUUGGCAUCAGUCUCUGCUGCUCAUUAGCAUCUCCCUAUUUAAACAUGUGAGGAAAUGUCAGGCCCAGCUGCAGACUUGGCACCCGGCUGAUUUAUCUCAAGGACCUGAGCUCAGGGUGAAAGGGCUGCCGGGGACAGAGGGACAUGAGCCUCACACACAGACAUGGGACAGGUAUUCGGUUUAAAGUCCAAGAGAUUUCUUGCUAUGACAGAUAAGGAUGGCUGGCAGGAGGACCCGGCGGAUUACUGCCCAGGUGGUUAUCACCCAGUGCACACAGGAGAGAUGCUGAACAGAAGAUACCAAGCCAUUCACAAGGUGGGAUGGGGCUACUUCUCUACUGUUUGGUUGUGUCACGAUUUACAGAAAAAGAAGAAGGUGGCAGUGAAAAUUUCCAAAAGUGCCAGAAGGUUCAGUGAAGCGGCGCUGGAUGAAAUCUCAAUACUUAAUUGUGUAAAUGGUGCGCGGAAGAAAGAGUCUCAUGGGGAGAAUGUCAUUCAGCUUUUGGAUGACUUUAAAUUGAUUGGAGAAAAUGGCCUUCAUAUCCUUUUCCUUAACUCGGCUUCAAAUGUGUGCCUGGUGUUUGAAUUGCUGGGACCGUCUCUCCUGCAUUUAAUGAGGAAUCAUGGCCCGGAAGGACUGCCUCUAACCUGUGUGCGCAGGGUUCUCCAGCAGGUGUUGCAAGGUCUGAAUUUCCUUCACAAGAGGUGCCGCAUUAUCCAUACAGACAUCAAACCAGAAAACAUCCUUGUGUGUGUGAAGGCGGACAAUCUGCAGCAGUGCAUGGCCGAAGCUACUAUCUGGAGUCAGAAUAAAGCUGGUGAACAUACCGAACAUGGUGUUGAUGUGAACUUCCUAACUCACCUGUUUGAGACUGGAAAUUCAGACAUGCUGGGAGUAAAGAUCGCAGACCUGGGCAGCAGUUGCUGGACUUAUAAAGCCUUUUCUGAGGAGAUCCAAACCCAACAAUACAGGGCACUGGAGGUUCUUUUGGGCUCAACCUAUAGCACUCCUGUGGAUAUAUGGAGCACCGCAUGCAUGGCAUUUGAAAUGGCCACGUCAUACUAUCUGUUUGAGCCCCACGCUGGAAAAACCUUCACCAGAGACGAUGAUCACAUCGCCUGCAUAAUGGAACUGCUGGGGCGCAUCCCACCCAAAGUUAUUUCUUCUGGGAGAAAGUCCCCUGCAUUCUUCAAUAAGCAAGGGGAUCUACUCCGUAUCCCUCAGCUGUUCCCCUGCGGGAUUUACGACACCCUCGUAAGACGGAACAGUUGGCAGAAGAACGAAGCCCUCACGUUUGCCAGCUUUCUCCUGCCCAUGCUGGAAUAUGUCACUGAAAAAAGGGCCACAGCUGAAACGUGUCUUCAACACCCGUGGCUCCAGUGCUGAGAGAGACUGUAAUUCUCUGCACACCCUAGAUUAUUUUUAUAUCAAUCACCCCUUUCCUUGGAUCCCUAGAAUGUCUUUCGCAUUAAAAUGCACCAAAUGUUAUCCUAGUCUAGGAGUGGCAGGAUGGAGCCCUCCCAGCAUGCUUAGCAGCCUCAAUAUCGGUAAUAAGGUGACAUGCAGAAAGGACAUUAGAAUUGUAGAAGACAAGCCUAUAAAUGGGUUUCCCCUUCAAAUUCAAUCAACCUUGCAGUAGAGUCCUGCGUGGAACCGAUUUCUAAGACCAGUGUCGGACUGGCCCGGCCAGACCCCCUGUUCAGGCCCGGAUUUGUGGAAAGGCCACCUAGGGCCGGGCCUAGGGCGGCAGGAUUUUAGGGGGCGGCAUGUUGCCCAACCACACCCACAUUGGUUCAAAAACACUGGGGAUGCGCUGGAGAUACAAUCAUUUUUUAAAUUUCCCAUGCGCCAAUCCCCAUUGCUCCAGUCCAGAUGAUGAAAAUUUGCACGGAUAAAGGGGAGGGGACAGGGGCGACGAAUGGCAGUGGGCCUAGGGGUGCCCACUAUGUAAAUCCGGCCCUGCCCCUGUUCCGAUAUUUGGGAUUGUACAAAAAUUUCAGCUCUGCGCAGCGCCUUCUGUUCAAGAAGGUGCAUAACAGUAGGGGUCGAGGGGGGGCCUGGAGAGCAGCCCCAGUGGGCCCCGGGUCCCCCAGUCCAACCCUGUCUAAGACCCGGACCUGAACCCGCAACCCACAGCCCGCGACCCGAACUACAACCCGCAUAUUUACCCACUUAGAUCCACUACCUGACCCGGUCCCACAACUGCCUUAUCCACAACCCGACCCGCAACCCGCCGACCACCAUCAAACAGGAAGUGAUGUUGCUGCAAAG